AUGUGGGUGGUGGAGUUUGUGGUUACUUGUCCCAUCUUCAGGUUUGCCCAGACAGGGUAUGUGGUGAGAGGAGGAGGUGGUGGAGGGAGGGAAGGAGAGUGGGGGAAUGGGUCUGAAGAGGAGGUGGGUGGAGGAGAGAGGGUCGUGAUGGUCCGAAGGGAUUUGUGAACUGUUGGGAUGAUGCUAUUGAUAAAGAGUUUGCAGACUACGUCCCGUACGGCCUCGUCCUGCACCUACUGGGGUUCUUCGUCCCAUUCACCAUUAUCGCAUGGUGCUACUCCCAGGUAGUCAGGACCAUCUUUAGGACCCUGCAUUCCCCAUCCAGUUCCCAGGUGGGGGAAGACGAGGAGGGAGGUGAUGGGCGGUCAGAGGGGCGCAGGGAGAGGACGUCCAUCUCCAUCUCCAGCUCACAGCACUCCUAUUACAUUUGCAGGCGCCGCAAGUCCAUCAAAACCAUUGUCACCAUCACUCUCCUGUUCGCACUCUGCUUCCUCCCCUUCCACGUUACCCGGACACUAUACCUGCUCCUCAGGAGGGGUCAAAUGGGGGGCUGCAACGCCAUGAAGACAAUCUCAAUCUGCUACAAGAUCACUAGGCCAAUGGCCUCCUGCAAUGCCUGGCUGAACGCUCUCCUGUACUUCCUCACUGGAGACAAGAGUGGCCCCUGCUGUGACACGGCCAGUCAGCAUGACCACCACCGCAACCCCUCUCUCUGGCCACUGAGGAUCCUGAGGAGAGACAGAGUGGGAGAGAAGGAGGAGGUGAAGGGAGAAAAGAAGACUGAAAGGGAGAAGAAGAGGGCGAUUCGUUGGAACAAAUACGGCAUCGUUUACGUGUAA
Molecule: messenger RNA, 839 nt
Organism: Coregonus sp. 'balchen'
Lineage: Eukaryota; Metazoa; Chordata; Actinopteri; Salmoniformes; Salmonidae
Source: the annotation of a GenBank genome assembly